Messenger RNA from Coregonus sp. 'balchen', 2351 nucleotides. NCBI's taxonomy places the organism in Eukaryota, Metazoa, Chordata, Actinopteri, Salmoniformes, Salmonidae. The record is from the annotation of a GenBank genome assembly.
AUGACACAUAACACAUAUCAUAUCACCUGUCUCAGUACUGUGAUCUGUCUCAAUACUGUCACCCAUCUCAAUACUGUCACCUGUCUCAAUACUGUCACCUGUCUCAAUACUGUCACCUGUCUCAAUACUGUCACCUGUCUCAAUACUGUCAUCUGUCUCAAUACUGUCAUCUGUCUCAAUACUGUCAUCUGUCUCAAUACUGUAGUCUGUCUCAAUACUGUCACCCCUCUGAAUACUGUCACCAGUCUCAAUACUGUAGUCUGUCUCAAUACUGUCAUCUGUCUCAAUACUGUCACCUGUUUCAAUACUGUCACCUGUCUCAGUACUGUCAUCUGUCUCAAUACUGUCACCUGUCUCAAUACUGUCACCUGUCUCAAUACUGUCACCUGUCUCAAUACUGUCAACUGUCAGUACUGUCACCUGUCUCAAUACUGUAACCUGUCUCAAUACUGUAAUCUGUCUCAAUACUGUCAUCUGUCUCAAUACUGUCACCUGUUUCAAUACUGUCACCUGUCUCAGUACUGUCAUCUGUCUCAAUACUGUCAUCUGUCUCUACUGUAAUCUGUCUCAAUACUGUCAUCUGUCUCAAUACUGUCACCUGUCUCAAUACUGUCACCUGUCUCAAUACUGUUGUCUGUGUCAAUACUGUCACCUGUCUCAACACUGUCACCUGUCUCAAUACUGUCACCCGUCUCAAUACUGUAAUCUGUCUCAAUACUGUCAUAUGUCUCUACUGUAAUCUGUCUCAAUACUGUCAUCUGUCUCAAUACUGUCACCUGUCUCAAUACUGUAAUCUGUCUCAAUACUGUCAUCUGUCUCAAUACUGUCACCUGUUUCAAUACUGUCACCUGUCUCAAUACUGUCAUCUGUCUUAAUACUGUCACCGGUCUCAAUACUGUCACGUGUCUCAAUAGUGUCACCUGUCUCAAUACUGUCACCUGUCUCAAUACUGUAAUCUGUCUCAAUACUGACAUCUGACUCUACUGUAAUCUGUUUCAAUACUGUCAUCUGUCUCAAUAUUGUCACCUGUCUCAAUACUGUAAUCUGUCUCAAUACUGUCAUCUGUCUCAAUACUGUCACCUGUUUCAAUACUGUCACCUGUCUCAGUACUGUCAUCUGUCUCAAUACUGUCAUCUGUCUCCACACUGUCUCCUGUCUCAAUACUGUGACCUGUCUCAAUACUGUCACCUUUCUCAAUACUGUCACCUGUCUCAAUACUGUCACCUGUCUCAAUACUGUCAUCUGUCUCAAUACUGUAGUCUGUCUCAAUACUGUCACCUGUCUCAACACUGUCACCUGUCUCAAUACUGUCAUCCGUCUCAAUACUGUCACCCGUCUCAAUACUUUCACCUGUCUCAAUACUGUCACCAGUCUCAAUACUGUAGUCUGUCUCAAUACUGUAGUCUGUCUCAAUACUGUCAUCUGUCUCAAUACUGUCACCUGUCUCAAUACUGUCACCUGUCUCAAUAAUGUCACCUGUCUCAGUACUGUCAUCUGUCUCAGUACUGUCACCUGUCUCAAUACUGUCAUCUGUCUCAAUACUGUCAUCUGUCUCAAUACUGUAGUCUGUCUCAAUACUGUCAUCUGUCUCAAUACUGUCACCUGUUUCAAUACUGUCACCUGUCUCAAUACUGUCAUCUGUCUCAAUACUGUCACCUGUUUCAAUACUGUCACCUGUCUCAAUACUGUCAUCUGUCUCAAUACUGUCACCUGUCUCAAUACUGUCACCUGUCUCAAUACUGUCACCUGUGUCAGUACUGUCACCUGUCUCAAUACUGUCACCUGUCUCAAUACUGUAAUCUGUCUCAAUACUAUCAUCUGUCUCAAUACUGUCACCUGUUUCAAUACUGUCAUCUGUCUCAAUACUGUCAUCUGUCUCUACUGUAAUCUGUCUCAAUACUGUCAUCUGUCUCAAUACUGUCAUCUGUCUUAAUACUGUCACCUGUCUCAAUACUGUCACCUGUCUCAAUAAUGUUGUCUGUCUCAAUACUGUCACCUGUCUCAACACUGUCACCUGUCUCAAUACUGUCACCCGUCUCAAUACUGUCACCCGUCUCAAUACUGUCACCUGUCUCAAUACUGUCACCAGUCUCAAUACUGUAGUCUGUCUCAAUACUGUCAUCUGUCUCAAUACUGUCAUCUGUCUCAAUACUGUCACCUGUCUCAACACUGUCACCUGUCUCAAUACUGUCACCUGUUUCAAUACUGUCACCUGUCUCAGUACUGUCAUCUGUCUCAAUACUGUCACCUGUCUCAAUACUGUCAUCUGUCUCAAUACUGUCACCUGUCUCAAUACUGUCACCUGUUUCAAUACUGUCACCUGUCUCAAUACUGUCACCUGUCUCAAUACU